Molecule: messenger RNA, 3087 nt
Organism: Phlebotomus argentipes
Lineage: Eukaryota; Metazoa; Arthropoda; Insecta; Diptera; Psychodidae
Gene: Dop2R
Product: dopamine D2-like receptor
Exons: 10
Coding region: 1032-2936 (634 amino acids)
Biological process (GO): adenylate cyclase-activating adrenergic receptor signaling pathway
Cellular component (GO): membrane
Molecular function (GO): dopamine neurotransmitter receptor activity, coupled via Gi/Go; G protein-coupled receptor activity
Source: RefSeq, a predicted model, not a curated record
AGGACGGAGUGCUGGAGGAAGAUAGAUAUCAAAUGUACAAAAUUGAUCUCCGCAUCCUAAGCUGCACUCACACAGUCACUCACCACAUCCAAUAAGUGGAUUUUCCUUACAACAAUCUUCAGUGCUAUAAAUUACAUUUUAUUAAAGAAAUUAAGUGAUAAUUGAAUUUUAAACUUGCAACAAAAUUGCGGAUGCUGGCGACAAUUUAAUGCUACAAUCUUCAGCAUCAAGUGGACAUUCAAUGUCGAUGCUUAUCGCACAUUCUUAAAGUCUCGUGUGCUUAGAGACACAAUCUUAUUUUGAAGACGGGCUGCGUUGCAGAGGAAAUGGAAAAUAUCUUCGGGAUGUAAUUUGAGGAAUCACCAAAACAACCAAAAAGCUAAAGUAAACCAUAAUCCACAAGCACGCUGGAGGAGAGCUUUUAAAGUUCUAUACAUAAAACAUUAAGGUGGAAUUUUCGCAAAGUGAAUUGAAGUGAGAAAAAAAAAAUCAUUGUGAAGAGAAAAAAAGAGAGAAAAAUCUUCCUAUUGUGACUGUGAUAAGUCUUCACACAAAAGAAAGCGUGGAAAAGUAGUAACUCAAAUAAAUGAAAUCUUAAUGCUUUAAAAGUCAGUAAAUGUUCUAUCGUUCUUCUGCUUCGCGUUGCGGAGAAAAUUAGGAAUUAAAAGUCUACCAGAGCACGAAAUUAACUUAUCAUCGGUGGCAGAAGGGGUAAUAUUAAUCAUCAACAGGAAAUUAGAAUCACGAACAGUGCCAUCUGUCGGCACGUCUCACUCCAUAAGGAUAACAAUGUGUAGCGGUGUUAAGGACAUCCAGAAGCUUCAUCAGUAUUUUCCAAAGCAAAGGCAACAAUGCAAAAUUAGAUAAGAAAUAUAUAAGAUAUAUAUCUUUAAUGUGAAUAUUGAGAGGCACAACCUUCGCUCAAAAUAUUAUACAGCAGGGAAUUAGGAAAUAAGAUUGUGCUGAGAGCAGAGGCGGGAAAUUCAAUCAGUGUGCGCCAGAGGAAGUGAGCAAGAACAAGUGAAGUCGAGAUGACGAGCCCACCCUUCAACGGCACGCAAGCGGCGGGCCAUGGGCGGCUUCUGGCUGAGAACGCCACCAGGACGAACACAUCAAACGUCAUAGACGCCGUCCUGACGUCCGAGGCGGCCGCGGCCGCGAACCCGCGCGAGGCCAACCGCACCUGGGUCCUGUUCUAUGAGACAUCCGGCAACGGGAAGUACCACAAGUACGAGCAGAGCUUCGACACGGGCACGAACUUCAUGCUGCUGCUGGAGGAGUUCGGCGAGUACUUCUACAACUACAAUGGCACCGAUGAGGAUCUCGCGGGCGCCAACAACUUCACCGGGACCGACUUUGACUUUCCACUCAACUGUUCAUUGCUCAACACCACGUGCGCCAUCACCACGCCAGUUGAAUACAACUACUGGGCCCUCCUUCUCAUCCUCUUCCCGUUUUUUACGCUUUUUGGAAAUGUCCUCGUCAUCAUGUCGGUGUGCCGCGAGAGGACGCUGCAAACUGUGACCAACUACUUUAUCGUAUCUCUAGCAAUAGCGGACUUGCUUGUAGCUGUCGUUGUGAUGCCAUUUGGUGUAUACAUAUUGGUGAAUGGAACAUGGUCUCUGCCCAAUUUUGUGUGUGAUUUUUAUAUAGCAAUGGACGUAAUUUGCUCAACGUCAUCCAUCUUCAAUCUUGUCGCAAUAUCCAUUGACAGAUACAUCGCCGUGACGCAACCGAUCAAGUACGCGAAACAUCGCAAUAACGGCCGCGUGAGCCUGACCAUCUUGCUAGUCUGGGCCAUUUCAGCGGCCAUUGGGUCCCCAAUCGUGCUGGGCCUCAACAACACGCCCGAGCGCGUGCCAGACUUGUGCGUGUUCUACAACAGCGACUUCAUCGUGUACUCAUCGCUGAGUAGCUUCUACAUUCCGUGCAUCAUCAUGGUGUUCCUGUACUGGAACAUCUUCAAGGCACUGCGAUGUCGAGCGCGAAAGCAGCGCGCGGCCCGAAAGCAGAACAUAUCAGACCUGGAGACGGGCGGCAGUGUGAUUGAGAACAUCGCGGAGACGCGGAAGUUUGCCGAGACGAUGCUCAGCAAGAACGGAUCUAAUCCCAUCGCAGACGAGGAGAGACUCACGAAUACAGCGUCAGGAUCGGGAGAAGCGGAAGAUGACAUCAUUGGAUCACCGGACGUUGAUGAUUGUCAUGUCAUUGUCAAUGAUAAAUCCACGGAAUUCAUCCUGGCCACAGUGGUUGAGGAGGCUGGAAACGUCAUGGCACAGAUCUCCUCGCCCACGGCCAACGAGGGCAAUGGGAAGCACGAGGGGCGCUACUCGCCCAAGGCGGCGCCCCAUCCCACGGAUGAAAUCAUGGUGGCUCCGCCAUGCACCUCCGAACUCGCCAUCGGCAGCAUUCUCAUCAAUCGCAAUGUGACGUCAGGAAACGAUCUCAAGGGAGGCAGCAAGUCGUCAAAGUCCGAGCAGCUGAAUGUGACCGUUAAACCCAUGCCCUUCGACAAGAGAGGCUUCCAAGAGGCAAUAACACUUGCACGGCACAGUUCCACCCUAUCGACCAUCUCAUCCGGCGGCUCCAGGAAGGAGAACAAAAACUCACAAGCAUCUAGGUUCACAAUAUACAAGGUCCACAAAGCUUCCAAGAAGAAACGUGAGAAAUCGUCCGCCAAGAAGGAGAGAAAAGCCACGAAAACACUGGCUAUAGUUUUAGGUGUUUUCCUUAUUUGCUGGGUACCAUUUUUCACAUGCAACAUCAUGGAUGCCAUCUGUACAAAGCUGGACCUGAGCUGCUCACCCGGAGUCACAGCUUUUAUCCUCACAACAUGGUUGGGAUAUAUGAAUAGUUUUGUUAACCCAGUGAUUUACACUGUUUUUAAUCCCGAAUUUAGAAAAGCAUUUAAGAAAAUUAUACAUAUUGGGAAUUAACCUCUGUAAAACUAUCUUAGAACUAUUAAAAAAAAAAUCAAGUAAUAAAAUGACAAACAAAAUUAUCUGGAAUUAUGAUGAAGGUAAGAUAGCGAUAAAAAUUGACAAGUGGCAGAAAAAAAAUGAGACAUUCAAUAAAAGAAACAUAUGA